GGUGAAAGCUUACAGCAGCACGGAUACAACAAACAUAGCAAAAUUAACAAUGAAGCGGCUUCUUUCACAUAUGAAAACGAAGAUGGAACGAACACAUUACUUGUCAAAUAAGAUACUUGAAAAAGCACGUAGAAAUGGUUAAAAUGUGGUAGUGACAUGGGGAUGUGAAUGCAGAGCUACACACAGUGAUAUUACAUCUUCAAAAUAAUCAGGAAGAAGUGGAUACAAAGCUUUUGCUUCAUGCUGCUGAUGCAACAAACAAGGGGGCUUCCAGAAUCAACAGGUUCAUAUUCACUAGUUCAAAUUAGUUACUGCAGAAGUAGGAUCAUCUCAAGUAGUUACUGGUGUUGAGGGUGGAAGAAGUACCUAAUUAUCUGGUUAGACAGCAUUGAGGUAGAUAGACCAAUGGUCUGAAUCAGUCGGAGGCAGGUUCAUAUAUACCAACACUUGAAAUAUUUCAUGCCAAUAUGUUAAUUAGUUCAUCUUUUCUUCUUCUUUGGGAUGCCGGGGGAAGCUCAGGUAUUCAAUUGAUAAUUUGGGCUGAGUGCCAUUUUUUUUUCAUGCUUUCCAUCCAGAACUGAACUUGCAUUCUAGAACUCAUGUGAACAAAAAAGAAAACAAUUCUAGAGUCUUUGCUUCUUACAAAAGGAAUAGAAUACACACAGACUGCUUAAUAUGGUCACAAUCUGAAAGAAAUGGGCCAAGACUAGGAUAAAGAUGUCUCCCUAGCAGGCCUAGAGUGAAGAGUCUCCUAAUAGGUUUGACUGAUUAAAACAUUCUUCAAUAGUGAGACAUCAGAGUUGAACUUCAAAAUUUAGGCCUCUGUUAUAGACCCUGGAAGCUCUUGGGCAAACUAAAUGGCUGUAUCUACCACAGCACUGGCUAGAAUUGCAAUUGUCCUUGGCACCGCUGAUGUUCUCCAUGCUUUUGCCAUAAUGGAAAACGAAGAUAUAUUCAAGAAGACUGCUUGCCCAGCCUUCCUGAUGUUUGAGAAUGCUGCUUACCUGGCUGAUAUGAGCUUUGAGUUGCCUUGCAACUGCAAACCAGAGGAGGUAACCUCUGUGGUAUGGUACUUUCAGAAGAACAUGGGGAGUCAACAGACUAAAGUCUUGACAGACUUUGAUGGCACUUUGAUGAUAGACUCCAGCCAUAUCAAGGUGGGCAGUGAUAUGCUCCGGCGUUUCAGCAUUAGGAUGUUCAGUCUCAUUGUCUUUCGGGUUCAGGUGGAAGAUUCGGGGCACUAUAUUUGUGGUACAAAGAAAGGUGAUUUCUUCUAUGGCUAUGAUGUAGAUGUUCAGGCUUCAAGGGGCAUAGUUGUUGCCUUUGUAGACAAGGAUCAGCACCCACGAAAGGACCAUGAUGAAUCACACUUCAUGGUUUUCACCAUCUUCUGGGAUUGGACCAGGUGCAACCGCUGCGGUGUCAGAGGUGAGCAACGGAGAAUUGGUCUUUGCUACAUAAAUAGCACCAAUUUGCUCAAGCGGUACCAUACCACCGUAGUAGAUGUGGCCUCCUGCGGCUCAAGUUCAGUUCCAAAGCCGUUUCGGCGUGUUGCCCAGAAAAGAAAGGCUGAAGUUGUUAUCCGAAGUUGUAUGACGCCUUGUGGGCAGAAGUCCUCAGAAGAAGGGGAAGCAUCCAUCUCUGAUGUCAUCUCAAAGCUUGGAGAAAAACCCUGGAUUUCCAGCAUCCCAAUUCAAUUUCACAAGCAGCACCUUGGCCGUGGGUUGAUCAUCGCCUGUCCUGGUGCCAGGCCAGAACAUGCUGUGGCGUGGGACAAAGAGUCAACUCGGAUGUAUCUCACCAGGUUUCUCAUUGGGGUCAACAAGACCAUGAGGGUCUUCAUUGACCACGGAAACCAACUGCACAUACGCUUUGCCCAGUUGAAUGACAAAGGCACCUACUUCUGCUGGCGACAGGGGCAACUGGUUGCUGGUUUCCGGCUCUCUGUAGUGUAUGAGAGCCGCCACAAACGAAGCCUGGAUGAUCCUGAGACACAGUAUGCCAUCAAGACCAUCCUCACAAGUUAUGUCCUCAUCACCAUCCUCUUUGUCAGCAUCCACAUUGUCCGCUGCUGCCUUUAUUCCUUCAAAUGCACAGCUGUGAAAUAGCAUGUCCCAGGAAACCAGCCAUGGACUCUUUAAUGAAUAUAAUAAUAAUAAGCUUGUCCUGAUAAAAGAAUUAAUUGAUCAAUUGUCUGGCUCUCUUGUCAAUUAAGCAGCUGAGCUUACAUACAUUUGCAUUUCACAGAAACUUCAGUGAAGGUGCCUUUUUGUGGACUGAGUCUUUUAAAUGUGAGAUAGUGUAGAGUUUAAGAAGCAAAAUUUAACUACUCAUUCCUAGAAGGAAAGACCUUCUUUUAAUAUUUUAAUCAAAUGUGGGAAUAUAGAAUAUUCUUUGCUGCAAUAAUACAUUACAAAAAGACUCUGCAAACAAGGUUGGGUGUUUUUCUUUUCUUUUCCCCACUUUAAGAAUAGAGCAAUACAUUAUAAAGAAAUUAAGAAAUGGUUACAAAAGAAAAAAGGCAGGUACCAUCUCAAGCUUAUGUUCAAAUGAGGACCACCAGACCCUCAGCCUAUGGUACUGGAGCACUGGGAGGAGUAAGGGGUGAAUUACAUUUUUGUGAGUCAAUGGGCUAAUUUACAACACAAAGUGGAUGUAGUAUUGUCACUUGUAUAAAAUAAAAAUAGAUUUUGUCUUUCA
Messenger RNA from Hemicordylus capensis (graceful crag lizard), 2700 nucleotides. RefSeq names its product family with sequence similarity 187 member A (gene FAM187A). The record is from RefSeq and is a predicted model, not a curated record. The transcript has a single exon. Lineage: Eukaryota; Metazoa; Chordata; Lepidosauria; Squamata; Cordylidae. Bases 858 to 2108 code for a protein of 416 amino acids.